AUGUCUAUGUUUCUCAAACAUCUCUCGAAGCUAAAUCUCAAGAAACCGAAAGAUGCUCUCAAAAACCAGAGUGUUAGGUUGUCGCAAACCCCGCCCUAUCUGACCAUCGGCUUUUGGUUGAAAGAAGACUCGCUCCACUUGUACGACCCAGUCAAGGAAGACACGACUAAAAUAUCAGACAAAACACUCCCGGAGGAGCUCCAUACUUUGCAAUUGCAAGCCUCAAAAUUAUCCCCUACAGUCACGCCUCUGCCUCCCUUUUGUCCUCUGCCCGAUUACAAACUGGAGUCCGUGAGAAGUGUGUCAAUGUCCUCUUGUCCUGACCAAGAGGAUGAGGAGUGUGUAGUUGCUGUCAAGUUUACGGGAUUUCAGUUGAGUCUCUGUGUGCCUGGCAGGGACUCCGAGUGGACGAACAUUGUAACCCCUUUUAAUUACUUCCACAACAGCUCGAGUCUCACGUAUUCUAAGAGAGAUAAAAGUUUCUAUAUGCUCGCUCCAGGAAGCCGCUUCUUGGCUUCUUGGUAUAUCCAUUCCAAGAACUGGGACUACCCAAAGUUCCACGAGUUAAGGUUUCACAACAUUCCUAGGUUUUCGCAGUCGCAGUGGCAGCUAUUGGAUUCGUCUGCCAAGACUGAACACUUCUUGGAAGCCCCCUCGGGCGAAUGUUUCCUCGUCAAGUGGUAUGGGGAGAGCUUGCCGUGUGUGUUCAAUGAGAAAGAAACAAUUUACUACAGGACAAACCGGUUCAUGGUCUUCAGACAGGAAGAGGCGAGUAAAGAUGGGGCCAGCUCCUGCCCUGGUCUCAAGCCUAACGCUAUCUAUUUCAUGGGCUACGACUUUGGUGUUCAUGACCUCGCAACCAAAACUGUCCAUAGAUUUAGUGACAAAGGUUUGCCAGGCCCAGUAUUCGCUUGCCCGUACUGGAUUCCUCCAGUUUUUCUCUAG
Capsella rubella is the source of this 945-nucleotide messenger RNA. RefSeq lists its product as uncharacterized. Bases 1 to 945 code for a protein of 314 amino acids. The transcript is spliced from 5 exons. Lineage: Eukaryota; Viridiplantae; Streptophyta; Magnoliopsida; Brassicales; Brassicaceae. The record is from RefSeq and is a predicted model, not a curated record.